AUGAAGUUGCAAAACAGUUGCAUUACUCUCAUGAAGGUUAUGGAAAUAAUAUUAAUUGGCUUUACUUUCCAGAGAGAAGGGGGCCGUGUGCCACGCACAGUUGAGUGUGAAGUUCGAGAGGACUUGGUUGACUCAUGUGUUCCUGGAGAUAUGGUAACAGUGACUGGGAUUGUGAAGGUUAGUCAGCUUCAAGAAGGUUCAAAAUAUAACAGGGAUAAAUGUAUGUUUUCUCUUUAUAUUGAUGCUUCGUCAGUCACCAACUGUAAAGCUGGGAGUGAUUCUGCAUCAGCUGCUGGGAUUGAGUUCAGCAUUAAGGAUUAUUAUGCAAUACAGGAAAUUCAAGCAGAGCCACAGUUAUUCAAGCUAAUCAUAGCAUCCCUGUGUCCCCGAAUAUGUGGUCAUGAGCUUGUCAAGGCUGGACUUGUGUUAUGCUUGUUUGGAGGCUGUUCCAGAGGUGGCGCUGAUAGAGUGCCAAUUCGUGGAGAUCCCCACAUUUUGGUUGUAGGCGAUCCAGGACUGGGAAAGAGUCAGAUGCUACAAGCUUGUGCUAAUGUUGCACCAAGAGGGGUCUAUGUUUGUGGUAACACAACUACCACAUCUGGGUUAACGGUUACCUUGAGCAGAGAAGGUGGGGGCUCAGGAGAUUAUGCCUUAGAAGGAGGGGCACUUGUUUUAGCUGACCAGGGUGUGUGCUGUAUUGAUGAGUUUGACAAGAUGGGCAACCAACAUCAGGCACUUCUUGAAGCUAUGGAGCAGCAGAGUAUCAGUAUUGCAAAAGCUGGUAUUGUGUGUUCUCUUCCUGCUCGGACAUCUAUUUUAGCAGCAGCAAACCCUGUUGGUGGUCACUACAACAAAGCCAAGACUGUUUCUGAGAACCUCAAAAUGAAUAGCGCACUUCUAUCAAGAUUUGACUUGGUUUUUAUUCUGUUAGAUAAACCAAAUGAGGAGUUAGAUUGUCUGUUGUCAGAGCAUGUAAUGGCACUCCAUAGUAGUACUGGAGAAAAGAUACCAAAACCACUAAGUGGCGUAAGAGUACGCCGCGAAGAUUUGUUAAAUGCUUCGACUGUCAUUGAUAGAGAUACGCCUUUAAGUGAAAGGCUCAAGUACCAAAGUGAAGAACCACUAGAUCCUAUCCCUCAUCAGCUUCUUCGUAAGUACAUUUGCUAUGCCAGAAAAUAUGUCCAGCCACGACUUACCAAAGAAGCUGCAAAAGUCAUUCAACAGUUUUAUCUUGAUCUUCGUCAAAAGCAUCAAAAUACAAACUCUACUCCAAUUACUACUAGACAGUUAGAAUCUUUAAUUCGUCUUACUGAGGCCAGAGCAAGGUGUGAACUACGUGAGGAGGCCACAGAAGAUGAUGCACGUGAUGUGGUGGAGGUGAUGCGCUUCUCAAUGAUGGACACGUUUUCAGAUGAAUUUGGGCUCUUGGACUUCCAAAGGUCUCAGCAUGGCUCAGGGUCGAGUAACAGGGGCCAGAUGAAGAAGUUUGUUGCAGCUCUUCAGAGGAUGUCAGAUAACACUUAUAAAUCUACAUAUAGCUUAGAUGAAUUGAGGCAGUUGGCCAAACAAUUGAACAUGAAAGUUGGUGAUUUUAGAGACUUUGUUGAAAGUUUAAAUCACCAAGGAUACUUACUGAAGAAAGGUUCUAAUAUAUAUCAACUUAUGACUGCAAAUUGUUGAUGACUAAUGUUGAAUUUUCCUUUUGUUGAAGUCUGAAUGUAGUGUAUACUAGUUACAUGUAAAUACUGUAAUUGUUUUGUACAAAAAUACAAACCUCUUCCAGACCAUAGCUGUUACAUCAGUAUUUCAAAAGGCAGAUCAGUUAAAGAUUUUUUAUUUUAUUAAUUCAUUCAACCUUGAGUUUGCUCUUUUGACUCAUUUCGUUCUAUUGCUUUCUAUGGUAUCUUGUUUUCAUGUCUUUAUUCCUUUUAAAUAGUAUGUGGUAUGCCCUAAGCUCUCAGUUUUAAUUGUAGCCUUUACUUUUAUUAUACUACUGUAGUUCUUAUCUUAUGUUAUUUGCAUCUUCAUGACCCAUUUUAAAGAAAUUUUAAGCAAUCUUUUGUCCUGCAUAAUUCAUGGGAGGCUACUUUAUAUUAUUUUACAUACAGGGUAUUCCAUAUUUUUGCUGUAUGCAGUUAUCAGUUUGACUGUCUGGAAGGUCAUAAAUUCCUUACAGAGGGAGACUUUCAAUAUGAAAUUUCAUUAUGGAAUGAAUGCCAGCAAGAUCAUAUAAUUUGUGAAGCCUCAUAAAGUUCCAGUUAAACACUAAAGAGGGGACAGGUGGUGAGCAUAUCUGUUAAAACAUACAGUCUCUUAAUAUUUGCCUUUGCCAAACAUAUCUUAUAUAAAUGGCUUACCAAGUGGAGUCUGUUAUACCAGAUAUUGACACUUCCUCAGAAUCAACAUGGCAAUCCAGUUAUGAGGACCUAUUGUAUCUUAGAAAAGAAGCACUACUCAUUGAAUAUUAUGAUUGCCUUCUGACUAAGCAACUCUGUCAGGAGGACUUUGCCUUCAUUGAAUGCAUGAGCUGUGUUCAGUUUGAAUUUAUUCAGGUUUGACACUUGUCACUUUAGAAAGAAUAUUUUACUGCUGAGAUUUUGUGCACAAGAACUUUGAUAAUUUUUUUUUCUCUAUCCUGUUGUGGCAUGUAAAAGGAGAGAUAAAUAACUUAUUGUCUAACUACCUAAUGAUUAACUAAAUGAAGAACCUUCCAUCUAUAUACAGGGUACCUCUUAUAGCAUGACUUGUGUGGAUAACGAACUGCUGCUAAUUGAUUCCUUUGUCCUCAGCUAGAGUAUGUAGAUUUUUCAUUGUAAUCUCACUUACAAGUCAUAUGCUAAAAACAAACUUCACCCAACAU
Macrobrachium nipponense is the source of this 2860-nucleotide messenger RNA. RefSeq names its product DNA helicase MCM8-like. Gene Ontology annotation, molecular function: ATP binding; single-stranded DNA helicase activity; ATP hydrolysis activity. The record is from RefSeq and is a predicted model, not a curated record. The coding region runs from base 1 to 1680 and encodes 559 amino acids. The transcript has 9 exons. Gene Ontology annotation, cellular component: nucleus; MCM complex. NCBI's taxonomy places the organism in Eukaryota, Metazoa, Arthropoda, Malacostraca, Decapoda, Palaemonidae. Gene Ontology annotation, biological process: DNA replication.